Molecule: messenger RNA, 750 nt
Organism: Aspergillus nidulans FGSC A4
Lineage: Eukaryota; Fungi; Ascomycota; Eurotiomycetes; Eurotiales; Aspergillaceae
Product: spherulin 4 family protein
Exons: 2
Coding region: 1-750 (249 amino acids)
Source: RefSeq, a predicted model, not a curated record
AUGAAGCAGAAGCAUCUCGGCGCAUACACGGUGCUCAACCCGGGCUUGCCCAUUGCCCAAUGCUACGAAGACACCAUGGAUACACUGUUGACCUUUGAGAACACCUACAAGACAUAUCAAAACUUGUUUGUGCCGAACAACUGGACGCCCCAGGACCCCCGCAAGAUCUGGCACAUCAUCUACAAUGUGCCCCAGGGCCAGAUUGCCAGCGUGGCCGCCCUGGCUUCGGACCGCAACAUCGGCCUAAUCGAAAUCACCGGCGACGUCGCCCCGAACCCGUACGACAACCUGCCCAGCGACGCGUACAUACAGGCCGUCAUUGGAGCCGUCUCAGGUGGCACCCCUCUGAUCAAGGGCCCGGCAGAUGUUACCAGCUUCUACGUUGCAGGCCUUCCCGGUGACGUGACCGUCGCCGCGUCCGAUUACAGCUCCGUCACCCUCGACUGGUCCUCCGUCGCCAACGCCCUCGGCUACGCGGUCUACCGGCAGAUGGAGCAAAAUCAAGAUGCCUUCCUGCCUCCCAGGCAACAACCCCAACAACCUGCCGACUUGACUGGAGGUACACAGCUACAAUAUAGCGGAACCAGGCUACAGGUUACCUCCGAACUUGCUCCUGGCGCAGCUACGAAUGCGACAGCAUCAGGCUCCUGCAGAUUGAUUCCGAGACAGAUCCAUCGGCCGGCUAUGAACUCUGCCUGGAACUGGCUACUUAUAUUGUUGGGCACAGAAGCAUGUGGAAAUAGCUUGUGA